Messenger RNA from Cetraspora pellucida, 594 nucleotides. The record is from the annotation of a GenBank genome assembly. NCBI's taxonomy places the organism in Eukaryota, Fungi, Glomeromycota, Glomeromycetes, Diversisporales, Gigasporaceae.
AUGUGGUUAUAUUUUUGCAGUUUUGUACUUUUAAUUUGUGUGAAUUGGCAUUUACAAAAACACGAAAACAUCAAUUUUAAUAUUGAUGAUCACGAUAAUCUUGGAAAUAUCAAUAGAACUAAAAGUAUCUCGAACAAAACUAUUGCAAGUCUUAAGAGGAGAAGUAGUAUUAGAAAGGGUUCCCUUAAAUUGAAAGGUGGUAAAAGGUAUUCUCAAAUAGAAGAUAGCUCUUCGUCAAGAAAAGCAUUUAUGGGUGAGACUUCAAGAUCAUUUGAAAUGAGUGAGACUUCACCAAGAUCAUUUGAAACGAGUGAGAAUUCACCAAGACUAUUUGAAAUGAGUGAGAACUCACCAAGACUAUUUGAAAUGAGUGAGACUUCACCAAGAUCAUUUGAAAUAAGUGAGAACGAAGAAAAAGAAAAGGAAAAUACUGAUAGAUUAGGUGUACAAGUUGUUUCUCCUGAACGUGUUGUCGAAAUAGUUCAUCAAGAUUGUGUUUUUAAUGAUGAAUACGUCACUUAUGGUAAUACGCACAGUGGUGAUGAUGAUAAUGAUAAUAUUCAAAGUAAUCCCGUGAUAGAAGACAGUGAUUGA